AGGACCACAUCUUCCACGAUGCACCCUUCAUAAUUUUCAUAUUGAACAAAAAGCAUAAUGUCUAUUCGCAGCUACUGAAAUUAAUGCAUAAACAUCAUCUCUAGUACUAUUUCUUUUUAUUCUCCGGUCUUGUGUCGACACUUUCGCGUUGCUGAUUCGUUUUUCUCUGUCGUGUACCAUAUCAACUUUUUACAUCUGCAGCUUUUUUUGGGUCAAACACAAAUUGUACAUAUAGAUACUAUCUUCAUCGCCUCUGCACGGAAAGAACCUAUGUCGCCGAAAAACGAAAAGGCAUCUCAAAGUUGCAGUUUCUUGUCACCAAGAAUCAAUUAUCAAGUGCAAAAAUGUCUGGGUCUGGAAGAUUCCGGGAUUUGUGAUGCAUAUUUUGUAUGAGCCAUAAUGCACGUGAUGCAUGAUCUAGCAUCACAGACUUUUAGAGGGCUUUCUGAUGCCUAUUCCGCAUGAGAAAUGCCCUCUCCGCGUAACACAAACUGACAUAGGGGGGAAAAGUAGACGCAUGAAAGAGAAGACGCGGGGGGCACAGAAGAAAAGGGGUGCGGGGCACAAAGAAAAAAAACAGAAGAGAUGGGCGGGGGCAUGGGCUAAAGAACAAAAAGACAAAAACUGCAAAGGUCUGGGAGUUUGCAUGUCGCUAGGCCUAGGUUUAUUGGCAAAGUGGUGACUGGGUUGCUAAUUUAAAGACUGCGCUAAAGCAGCACCCCCCUUCCCCAAGGGGUCCCUCCAGGGCGGGCGCGAUGGCGGCUCCGAGUAGGCGGAGCCCUGGGGCCCGAUUCUUCGGAAACGCAUGAAAAAGGUGCGCGGAGUAAGGUCGGCUAAAGUGCCUGAAAGGGGUACGCCUCGGGGUUGUCCGUCAUCGUGAUAGGAUCAUCGGGUAUGAUCAGUAGACCCCCUGUAUAUUUUUUUAGCGCGCAACCGGCCACAAGUGUAAGACUCUGAUCAAGUUUGUAAGACUAACCCUUCAAGGCCACACCGAAGCUCCACCUUGCUCGCGGGCUUGGAUGGUAAGGGGGUUCUGCCACACGUAGCGCCCACUGGUCGUAGUUACGCGUAAGCAAUCGAUAGCGGUUUUGCGGCUGCGGUCGGGUGGUAGUUAGGAAGUGGAUCGGGUAUCCACCUAGGGGUAUCGGCAGAGGCUAAAUCUGUUCUAACGCCCAGGUAUUGGCAGAGGCUAAAUCUGUUCUAACGCCAACCCGCCAGGAGUUAAAUGGUUACUACUACUACUACUACUACUACGCGUAACACAAACUGGACUCCUGUUGUUGGUCACGCAAUACAGAUGUUUUUGGAAUCCAAAGACAGCAUGACAAGUUUAGAAUCUUCCAGACCCAGACAUUUUUGCAUUUGAUAUCAAUGUGCGCGUGCUGCUUGCUGACUUCGCCCCGGAGCCAGCGUUAUAUUACAAUGAAAAAUGCCCCCUCCCCAUAUCAAAACGGAAAUCUGUGAUGCAGAUUUGUGGUCACAAAUCAGCUUUGUGAUGCUAGAAGGCAAAAGAUGCGGACUGUAGUGCUGUCCAGUGUGGGAAAGCCUUGCAGUUCCAGGAUGACAGGAGGCAACUGGAAGUGGGAAACAGCAUGACAGAUUACCUGCAAUUUAGGCCGCAGCUUCGUCUCUUGGCCUUCUAGCAAUACAAGUCGAUUUGUGUACUCAAAUACAGCAUCACAAAUUCGCGCAUCUUCCGUUUCCGAUAUGGGGAGGGGGGAUUUUUCCUCUUGAUACGUUAUCAAAAGGAUACUGUAGUGUCGCCCACUUCGACGUCCUCGCUAGAAGUAGACCAGCCGUUAAAAAUCUUAGAGGGCGAGGGACGAGGGAAUAGAACAAGAACAACUACGUGCGCUCCUGCUCCUGCGUCAAAUUGUGGUAGCACAACGACGACGAGAAAUAAUUUCGCCAAUCUCAAUAAAACAACGGACCGAGCAGGUGGAGAUAAAAAUUCUCGAUUUGUUCCUGCCGCGAAAAUCAUGUUGCAGCAGCAGGACCAAGAGGGUCGUCCGGAUGAAGCGGAACAACCGCAUAUGCACUGCAAAAGUAUCGUACUAGUAGUAAUUGCAAUACAAAUUCGCUCAGCAUUACAAAUGGAAUUUGUCAUGCUGAUUUGCCUUGGGAAGGAGAUUUGUAAUGCAUGACUGCGAUUACUACGAGUGCGAUACCUUUGCACAGGAUACCGCGCCAGAAGCUACAACAACAGAGUGACGCGUUCAUUCCUGGCAUGUCUUCCUCCAAUUCGUCCGACGAAGACAUGAGUGCAGGAGGACCAGGAGGAACUGCGAUAAACGGGCGGGUAGAUCCGCUGCAGGUGGUCCACGAUGACGGUGGACCAGCACAAGGAGCUGCGUCCGCGUACAACAAUGCUACGACUUUGACGGGCAACUCCGCCGCCGCGGCCAGUAGCUCGAGCCCAAGGAAAAAAUCGAACCUCAACCUCUCUGCGCCCGCCACGACGAGCAACGGGCGGAAACGGCUUUCGCUGGACAUCCAUGUUCCCUCGUCGCCAAGUUCGCGGGGCGGAGGUACCUCGACAUCGAACCGGCUAGUAAACAAUCCGAGCGACGUAUCACAGUGCACAACCUCGUCCCCCCUCAUUUGUAUUGCAGGAGCAGCAAUGCAAUCGUUAGCAGGAAUUAAUAUGCAGGUUUUGCAUGACAGAUUGUACUUCUAUUUGGGCUGCCAGAUGAACUUGUCAUGCAUAAUAGUGAUAGGAGGGGAAGCGUGGAGUUGGUAUUUUGCAUGAGCGUGGAGUUGGUAUUUUGCAUGAGAAAUCAGAACGUGGAGAAGUUGUGCACUUUCAUACGGCGACACCGCCAACAGCACUUCGGAAGUUUCCCUCUCCCCGUAUCCUGAGUAAAAACGUACCCACGCCAGAGCUGUGAUGCAGAUUUGCAAAGACAGGAAGACUUGUAAUGCGCAUCCCCAUGAGGGCCAUUUCCAGUCGUGUUUUGGAAUUUGUGACUCUAUGAACACGAUGAGCAGAUGAAUCUGUGAUGCGGCUGCACUUGCUAACCUGCACUACACUGCAUAGUGCAACUUGUCAUGCGUGACUCACAAAACUCCUAGGUUUGUGUUGCAAAAUCCCCAUCCUGACUCUGGUGUGGGUACGUUUUUACUCAGGAUACCCCGGUCAGCGGUGGCGUUGGGGGGCACAAUCUGAACAGCAAGCAGUCUACAACUUCGCAGAAUAUCGGUGGACAGACCUUCGGCGCUUUCAGCACGACACACCACUCAAAGGUCAGUCUUUCGUCGAUUAUCAUAUGUAAAAGCGUCUCCACCCCAUGCUCAUCAUGUUGGGAACUUUGCAACGCAAGUCGAGAAGUCUGGGCUGCUGCGCAUGACAAGUUACUGUCUUUAUUGCAGUGCGGUUGAGCAAGUGCAGCCACCUCCAUGUCCUGCUGUUAUACAGCAUUACAAAUUCGAAAACACGGCUGCAAAUGAGUCUCAUAGAGAUCCACAGGACAAAUCUUCGCGUAAGUAGUGCAACGCUGCAUUUUUACAUAGAACUCUGGGGUGGGGACGUGUUUACUCAGGAUGUCGAUGUUAUGGAUGCGUCAGGAUCGAAAUCGACAAAGUCGAAAAUUUGUGAUGCGUAAAAUGUAGGGCACUGGAGGCCUGUAUUGGGGAGCAGGCAAAGAGGACCGACUGUAAGCCUGUUUAGGGGUAUGCAACGCGCUGCCAGAGUAGCAUGACAGGAGCAGUCUCCUUUGCCCAAACAGCAUGACAGACUGGAUGUGGCUGCUCCCGAAAUUUGUCAUGCGCCACUUGGAAACUGAGGCUCUAACUGACAUCGAUUUUGUGCAUCACAAAUUUUUCGACUUUGUCAAUUUCGAUCCUGACAGUUCCAUAGAUGUCCAUGUCCUUAGGUGGGAUGUCCUGUAACUACUCCGAUUUCCACACGCUGCAGCAACUAUCGCACGAAAAAGCUGUUUCACUGUGAACUUGUGAUGCACAGAAUGGAGCACACAACUAUUUGUCUUGCUACACAUGCAAGACACUGGGUUUUUCAACGUGUUUUCCCUUAGGAAGCACGCAUGGCAAGUUUUCUUGGUCAUGUGUAACGAACUUGUAAUGCAAAACUUGCAAAAUCCUUACAGUGAAACACUUCUUUCGUACGAUAGCAACAAACCUACGACUACUACAUCUUCGAUUUUGACAAUCUGAUCAGCUCGGUAAUGCUGGUAUGCAUUGCAAAUAUCCACCCUAGAGGACGUCGACGUCGUCGGGAAGUGUGCAACUACUUGUGAUGCUGCAUUUAAAUUCUACAAAAGUUUGUAUUGAUGCAUGAGCAGCAAGGAAACUCUAGUUUUUGCUUCGUGGAGAUGAGGGCCUAAAAACUUCUGAUGCGGUAUAGGCAUGAUCAGGAAAAUUCUCGCAGAACUUUCUGUGAAGAUGCGAGGUCAACAUGCAUCACAGACAUGAUGAGUGUCAUGCAAAAUGUGCCUGAAGAACGGUCAGUCCCAAAGAACAUGUAUAUUUGCAAUGCAUAGCUGGGCCAGCGGCAAACCGCGACCGAUCUGCACUAUGAGAACUUCAAUGCGGCCGCGCAGCUGGACCAGCAGCCCGGAGGUUGGAACAAUGCCACAUCGUCCUCCAUGUUGGGACCGGCCGGGGAUUAUAAUAGCGCUACUCCUAACACAGGGAUGGGCAACUACAUGCUCUCCGCCUCCUCCGACCGGAAGUCCCGGCGGCGCGAAAACAUGCAGCCCUUGCAGCUGGACAACGACCUGCCCGAGCUGCAGAGCUCGCCGGUCCCCGAGCACGCGAACCCGAACAAGUUUACCCUUGACAGCAUCGAGGAAGUCACUGCGAAAGAGUUCGGGGGGCAGGAGCGGGUGAUGCUGCUGCACGAACUGUUUACGAAGCUACAGCAGAAGAGGAAGCAGUUUUGGAUUCUUUCCCGGGGGAGGGAAGCCCGGAUAAAAAUCGCGCUGAAAAACGUCGGCUUGUUGAAGUUUUUCGAGAACGGAUCCACUUCAUCUGGUGGGGCAGCAGCAACAUCAAGUACAGGUUCGUUUGCAACAUCGGCUGCCGUUCCUCCAAGCACCAGGCUUGUUGCAACUCCCGUGCAGCAGCGCGAGAAUCACAGGGAAGAAGUCCGCACACCCAGCAACCACCCGCUGUUUGAUGCUGACGGGGAUGCAACGAUGUCCACCACGGGUAGUGGUAUGGUAACUGCGGAUCGUCCUCCACCUGGAGGACCUGCGCCGGUGCUGGAUCACAACAUUGCUGCACCACCAACCAAUUAUGCGGAUGACGAUCAGGACAUGCUGUUUCAAAGCAUGAGCACGACGGCGAACAACAAUAACCUACUGAACAUGAGCGUGUCUGCCCCGCUGGCCAUCCAGCCCCAGAUGCUCCUGAUAGACACAGCAGCAGCGCCAGCGGCACCCGAUCUGAUGCAACUAUGCUUUGCAAAACUAUCGUACUAGUAUAAAUCGCAUGACAAAUUUUCUCAGCAUGAGAAAUCAAAUUUGUAAUGCAGAUUUGACUUAAGAAGCAAAUUUGUAAUGCAGUACUACGAUUACUACGAGUACGACACUUUUGCACAGAAAAGCAACCGGAACAGGCCGAUGCGCGGCCGUUUUACACUAUCCCAGAGAAAAAAGCUGGCAGGGCAUAUUUGUAAUGCAAAAAUAAAUACACAAAAAAAAUUGUCAUAGGUGGCCCCAUAGAAUGCUGUUUCGGAUACGCAAUGCAGGUUUUUCUGUGUAUUUAUUUUGGCAUUACAGAUAUGCCCUGCCAGCUUUUUUCUGUGUGAUAUACACGCCGAUGGCAGGAGCGGUGGUUACUACAACGGGAAAUGGUUCAUCUGGCGGAAAGCACUACACCAACAACCCGAUGGAUCUCCUGCUUCCAGACGAACACGCGACAACGCCGGGAGCUGCGCAUACAGCGGGGAACAAAAAUAAGCGGCCUCCGCCCUCCCCCCUCGGCAGCGUCAAAAGCGGCGCGUCCGGCAGCUCGCCGAACAACGCGAUGACGCAUGGAGGUAGUAAUGUUACCAAUGGCCCCCGGAGCAAGCACAACUAUCCCGUGCAGCUGCUGUCCAAAACGCAGUCGGAUUACGAAUCUGCCUUCAGCGCGUCCACCCACUCCAACUCUCCUUUUCUGACCCCGUUGAACACGCACUUUGACCUAUCAAAUGCAACUAUGUCUGGGUCUGGAAGAAUGCAACUUGUCAUGCAGAUUUUCCAUGACCCAUGAGGUCUGAAAUGCGGGGCCUAGCAUGACAAACUCUGCGAGGCCUCUGUCAUGCCUGUCCUGCAUGAGAAAUCCGUAGCCAUUUUGGCUCAAGUUUGGAUAGUGUACAGCUAGCGUAGCAAUAGAAUGAGCAGUCGGUCCCGAUAGUCAAAAACAGUAAGAAAACAAAGACAAGAUGGACGAGAACGAGGGAGAUGAUGAUAGAAAACGGCAGGAAAGCCUGCUACCGCGGGAAACCCCGGAAGGAAGAGAAGACAGCACAAGGAGGACGGACACAGAACAGAGGGAAGGUGAGAUGGAGGAGGAAAAAGAAGAGCGCAAUGAUAAUGAAGAGGAGCCAGACGGGAUAUGGAGGGGAGAAAUGCAAGAAGAAAUGGGGGAAGAAGAGAAAAAAGAAAGAAAUGACGGGCAAGAUGAUUUAAGAAGAGAGCGACAUAUGUUCUGGAAUAUUAACGGGGUUAAGCGUCUGAAUGCGAUUAGUCUAGUGAAAGCUUACAGAGACAUAGCGCCAAAAAUUACAGGGGCGAGCUGCGCCGAGUUGAAGACCGCCGCGCUGACACAAGAUCAGGCAGCGUUCAAACAUGUAGAAGAGGAGAUGAAGAGAUUAGGACUAGAGGGGAGGCCAGGAAUAUACUUCGCAGCCGCCACAGACAUGAAAGGCGUGGCGUCAGAGAUGAACUCGGGAGCGGUAGGAAUCGUAUACACAGACGAAACGAAGAAGCUACCAAAAAAGACAAUGAGAAAGGAGAUUUUUCGAAGGGAAAGGGGGGGCGCAUUCUUCCAGAGAGAUGUGACAGACAAGGAGGAUAUACUUUUAUGGAUGAUCGCAGCAGAGGACGAAAGAGGAAUGCUAGUGGUCGCGUUCUAUCGGAGACCGGCAAAGGACACACCGAAGGACAGCGAGGAGGUAGCACACAUAAGGAAACAAAUGCAAGAAAUGACUUCAGAACUCGAAAAGAUGAUAGAAGAAGCAGGAAUAGCCAUACUGGCGGGAGACCUAAACUGUCAGUAUCAAAUUGAUGAAAGGGGAAAGGUGAAAUUUGAGAGGGAGCGGACAGGAGUGCAAAAAGUUUACUUCAGCGAAAUAAUAGAACCGAUACAGAAGAUUUUCAACAAACACGCUGAAACACUUACAACAGGAGGCCCGACAUGCUUCCGAAACCCGGAAAAUCCGACAACGAUCGAUAUAGUAGCGAUAGCGGAAAAAAGGGCAAAAGUUGUGGCGAAGACCUGUGAAAGAAUUCAAAUACCGCGGACAGUAAAAGAGGAAAACGGAGAAGAUAAGGAGGUAGAGGGGGAGAAUAAAGAAGAGGAGUCGGACCACGUAGCUCUGCUAGCAGACAUAGUGUGGAUCCCAGAGCCCGAGAAGCCCACAGAAGAACAAAAACAGAAGAAAGAAAAAGAGCAAAAGAGGUGGAAACUUAAUGCGCGCUAUACGCUGAUGGUGCCGACAGUUGAAAGCUCAAGGCAGCGAAUUGAGAUCAUAAAAGGGAAAGAAAGACUUCAGAAGAAAAACCCUGUCACGCAGCUGGUGAAAUGGCCGAGAAAGUCGGUGACGUUAGAAAGACUACAGCAGGUGAUGGAAAAAGCAGGGACGGUGCCAGAAAAUCGCAGGAGCAUGCUAGGGAUGCAAAAAUGGCUGAUGGAGAAGCUAGGCGAGGCAGGCGUGCUGAAACUCAAAGAAGUACCGAAACAGGACGCGAAUUACGAAUAUUGGCAGAAGAAGAAAAAAGAUGAGCGAAAAACGCAAGAGAAAGAGGAGAAGGACGAGGAAACCGCACGACGACAGGAGCAGAAGUUGAAACAGGACGAAAUGGAAAAGGCCUGGCUGGCGUCAUUCGCAGAAAAGCCAAAAAAGGAAGAGAAAAACGAGAAAGCGGUUUAUGAGACGGCUAGAAAGGUAAAAGAAGCUGUGUGCGGGGUAGGCAGAGGAAUGCCGAUGGGGGAGGCGAAGGAAGUAACAGUAGGCGGCACACUAGUGCAAGGGGUGGAAGCAGCGACAGAAAGGAUAGCGAGUAGCCACCUCCUCAAGUGUGAAUUCGUGAGAAAGCAAAAUGACAAAAAGCACACAUAUGACGGAAAAGAGCUCGAAAAAGCGCUACGACAGCUCACGCAAGCAUGUAAAGAAGUAAAGAGCAUACGAUUUACGGGGCCACAAUUACAAGCACACGUCUCAAAGUUAAACAGUGAAGCAGCAGGCAUGGAUGGACUCAGACAAGGAAUAUACCGCGCCCUCACACCAGAACAAUACCAAGUGUUAGCAGAGGCGUUUAAUAGGUUUUUAAAAGAAGUGGAGGAGUAUGAGAUGAAACGAAACGAGGGAAAGGGGCCGAAGCUCCUGGAGGAGCACCUCAAUGCGGUGCAGGUGGAGCUGUUGAAAAAACAAACAGCAGCAACAACGGCAAUAGAAAAAAUCCGGACCGUGAUACAGGGGACAGCGAUAGUGAGGGUGUUGCUGAGCGUAGUGGUAUAUGAAAUGGCGCGGGUAGCCGACAAAAAUGACGCAUUUACCCGAUGCGGAUCAGCAUCAAAACCAGGAGCAAGCUGCCAAGCCACAGCGCUGCAGGUCCUGGAGACAUGUCACGAGGGGGAAGAGAGGGGCGAAGCGGAAACACCGGACGAAAGAAAGGAGGGAGGCAAUGGGCAAGAGAAAAGAAGAAAGGAAGCGGUAGUCUUUGGGCUAGAUGCGUCAAACUAUUUCAACAAUAUAGGGCUACCGAGGGCAGUAGCAGCAUACAGAGCUGCAAAACUGCACCCGUGUUUCAUAAAGUUGAUAAUAGUAACAGCGUGGACGAAGGACUUAUGGAUCAGAGACGGGGAUUGUUACGGACACGUGCUAAGACAUCGCGAACUCAUUCAGGGCGCAGUAGAAACGAUGUUAGCGGGGACCCUGAUUUUCCUCCCAGGAGUAGAAAUAAUCGCGGAGUUCCUCGAAGAAAUCUUCAAUGAAGACGGUAGGGCGGAAGAGGAAAGGCUAAAAGCAGCAGAAGCCAAGAUGAGAACGAGGAUUAAAAGGCUUUACAAGGGGGGCGAUAUCGAUACAACUUUCCCCGAUUACAAUGUAAGAGUGAGAAGAAGUCGACGAGAUCUACCUUAAAGAAGCCCCGCCAGUAGUCACGGGAUACAGAAAGGGAGAGAAGGUAACGACAGAGCAGGGAAAAAGAAAGGUGAAUGAGAAAGGAAAAAGGGCGGAGACUCGAUACUACUCCGGAACACUCCCCGGAGACGGGAAAAGAAGAUGGACCCUAUGCGUGCAAUACGUGGACGACGGCACAGUUGUAAUAAAGUUCUUUAUCGAAGAUAUAAAAAUAGUAGCGCGCGCGCUCAAAGCAGCAAGCUGGGCAUAUGAGGAAAUCUACGCAACUGAAGGACAAUUUUUGGCACCACAGAAGUGCGAAGUUGCAACGUCGAUAGAAGACCCGCUGAAGGUAAACGUGAUCCGACAGGCUUUCCAGCCUUUCGGGAUUCUGUUCGAGGAAAAGACAUUUCUGAAGAUUCUGGGGAUCAAAAUAGUGCCGAAAGACAAAACGGAACAAGCCAAGGCCCUGAGGGGGCAGGUCAGACAAAGUAUAGGGAUAGGGCAACACUUGGCGUGCCAAGUAAUGGCGAAAAGGGGAAGGCUUAACGGCGAGGAACUCACGUGGGUAGUGCGGGUUUUCUUUGUGUCGGCAAUGAUAUACUUCCUGCCAGUGAUGCGUUUAUAUUUCGACCUAGGAGACUGGGCGGAAUUGAUGGGCGAAAUGGCGCUGACAAUAGCUGAAACACUGGGAAUGACAACGGAGGCAGUGGAAGAGCUGAUGGCCAGAACAGAAACAACGGCGGAGACAUUCUAUAGGGUAGUGUUCGGGAUGAAUUUACUCGGACUAGCUGACCCGUACACGAUGGGACUGAAAACGCUACGCGCAACGGCGCAGGCAAACUACCUAACAGACCCGGCCUUGUUCGCACCAUUAGCAACGACGCCAGUAAAGGUAGUAGGCGAAGCAAAGGCGGGCAUCCCGAAAACAGAAGAACGAAAAAUGCUGAAAAGAAAAGAAGCCGACAUAGCACUGCUGCGGGCGCUGAAGGAUGGCGCGACAGUUAGGCUAUCGCCGGGAAGCGACCUGCGUGCAGUGGGGAUCGUGAAGGAGAGAAGCGCGCGGGGUCCCCCAAGGGUAGAGGAUCAGUAUACACACAGGGGGAGCGCGGGUUUGGUAGUCAGCAGGAACAGAAAAGGAGGCCUCGGGAAGAAAGGGCAGAGCGAUAGGAUGCAAAAAAUAUGGGUGAAGCAUGCCGGACAGGAAAGAAGUACAACAGUCACAGUACAAGAGGCAAGUGAAAGGACGGAGACACACCUGAGGACGAUAGAGACAAAAGUGGAGCACUUAAAGACUGAAAUAAGAACAGAGGAAAAGACUUUCGCGGCAUACUGCAACAACGCAAUGAGGGCCAUAGAAAUAGUCACAGAGAGGAGAAAGAAAGAAGGCGGAGCGGUGCAGAUUAUACUGCUAGACUACCACGAGUUAAGGGAGAAGACGCGGGGGAUACUACGAAAAGGGCAUGGAAUAGGCUUGGAGCUACAGGAGACAAUAGAAAAAGCCGAAAGUGAGGACCCGGGCCUAACUAUAGUAACGAGAUGGGGAAAAGGAACUGCAAGCAGAGCGGAAGCGACAAGAAAUAUAGACGGAGGGACCAAAGAAGAGAUACCGCUCAGGGUGGCGAACGUGCUAAAUCACGACAAUGAGUAUACGGACUGGGUGCGGUUCGACUUCGGAACGAAGCGGAUUCCACUGAAACCGGUGUGGGAAUGGCCGGAAAUGUCAAAAAUAGAAAGGCAGGUAUACAUACAUAGGAAAAUGAAAGAAAAGGAGACAGAAGGGGACAAAAAGAAAGAAAACGUAGAAGCUGGGGACGGUGAUGAAAUGAAGCGAGGCUUAGGAGAGAAAGACAGCGCGAAAUCUCAAAAGAAGAAAGAAACGAAAAAGAGCACCAACACAGAGAGGACAGGAAAGGAGAGUGGCGCUGCAAGCAGUCAAAGUAAAAGUAGCCGGGCAAAUGUAGAAAGAAAGCAAGAAGAAAAAGGGGAAGAAAGAAGGGAAGGAGAGACACUUUCUGAAACUAUACUGCGACUAAUCGAGAAAGAGAAGAAGAAAGCAGAGGAAACUGGUGACGAGAUGGCGCAGGGGGCAUUCAGAAUAAUCCAAAAAGCGACGAAACUGUUGCAGGAGGUAGAGGAGGCGAAUAAAGAAGACGAUGGUAGAAAGUCAAACGAAAAAGAAAGGGGAAGGAGGGAAGGAGACCAAGGGGAAGGGAUCAGCGAAGACGGAGAAGAGGAAGAAAAAAAAAGCUUCUACGGGGCGCAAGAAUAUGAAGGCACUCGGAGAGGAUAUGUGUUCAAAAGAGGGGCGAUGGGACAGGGAUACUACAUAGAUCAGGGUCCAGAAGAGGCAGCGCGAGCAUUUUUUCGGAAUCUGGUGGCGUGGGGGGAGGAUGAGAAAAGGGACGCGAUUAAUAAGGAGCGGGCGGAGGAAGGUCAAGAUGAAAAAGAGGCGGACCAAGAGCAGCAAAAACGGAGAAAAGUGGAGAAAAAAGACGAGAAAGCGAACCAAAACGGUGGAAACGAAGACGAAAAAAAGAAGCAAACGACGGAGGCCUCUAACUUCCCCACAGUCGAGAAAUUAAUGGCAGAUGACCCCACGACAUUGAUGCAGAAAGAGAAAGAACAGCGGGAGAAGGAGAAGAGGAUGCAGGAGGAGAAGAGGAGGAGGAGGCGGAUGCAGUAUGAAACUCCUAUGCAGCGAGAACUAGCCCAAAUGUAUAGAGUCCUAGAAAAAGAAAACAGCGAUGGAAAAUGAAGGAAGAGAGAGAAAAUAGUGACUGCAGUGCGUUUAUUCUUUUUUGGAUGAGAUUCACGAAUGGAUAGCAAAGUAGAGGCAAUAAGAGGCCUCAUACGUGAAUGAAAUAAAGGAGCAAAGAAGACACAGACCGGGGCUCAAGGCGAAAAAGGCAAAUGCGGGGUGUUCUGGCGGGUGCAGAGGGAAGAGCGUAGACACAAAACGGAACAGAAAAGAGCGAUAAAAAAUGAUGAGACUGCGUAUGGACCUCGUUUCGACACGUUCCCGCCAGCCCGGAGGGGUGCGGCGAUGCUAAUCAUUUCGUUCCCGCCAGCCGUAAAGGCACGGCGCUGCUUUUCCUCUCCUUGCACCGGCGAACCGUAUGCACUGACGCGCUAGGAAGCAAAAAGAAAAAGAAAGAGAAGAAAGAGAAACUAUAUAAAAGAAGUGGUGCCAGGGUUGCUAAUUUAAAAGACUGCGCUAAUGCAGCGCCCCCCUUCCCCAAGGGGUCCCCCCGGGGCGGGCGCGAUGGCGGCUCUGCGAAUGCGGAGCUCCGCGGGCCGUUUCUAUGGAAACGCAUAUAAAAGGGUGCGGGAAGAAGAUCGGCAAAACGUGUCUGAAAGGGACACGCCGUUGGGUCGCCCGCCAUCGUGAUAGGAUCACCGUGUCUGAUCAUUAGACCCCCUGUAUACUUUUUAGCGCGCAACCGGCCACGCGCGUAGUUCUUCGAGCAAGUUUGUAAGACUAACCCAUCAAGGCAAUACUGGAACUCCACCUUGCUCGCGGGCUUGGAUGGUAAGGCAGGUCAGCCACACAUAGCGCCCACUGGCUGUAGCCAUGCGUAAGCAAUCGAUAGCGGUUUUGCAGGUGCAGCCGGGUGGUAGUUAGGAAGUGGACCGCGUCUCCACCUAGGGGCAUCGGCAGAGGCUAAAUCUGUUCUAACGCCCAGGUAUUGGCAGAGGCUAAAUCUGUUCUAACGCCCACCCGCCAGGAGUUAAAUGGUACUACUACUACUACUAUCUUGGUCGAAAGUGGAAAGCUUUUGGCACUUAUGCAACACAGAUUUCAGCAUGAUGCAGAUUUAGCAUCACAAGUUACUGUCUUCCAGGGCCAGACAUAGUUGCAAUGCAUAUGACCUGAAACAGUACGACAGCAAGGCCAGGAUUCUCGCCUCGGACACGUUGCACAGGUAUUGCAGAGAAAAGUGCCCCCCACCCCUCAAAUUGCAAAAAUUUGUGAUGCGAAGUCUCCAAAUGAAAGCUUUUUGUCAUGCAUGAAAGGAGUAUGAAUCUUUCUGAUGCUAUGCAGAGUCUAGGCGUGUAUCGCGUCGCUUGCAUGACAAGUGCCGCUCUUGCUGGGGUCUUUUGCAAUACAAAUUUUCUCUCUUCACGAUUGGAAACCUGUGAUGCUGAUAGAUGCAGGAGGGCGAAUGUGUCAUUUGGAAAGGUUUGCAAUACAAAUGCUCCCAAGUAGUUCGGGGGUGGGGGCAUUUUUCACUGUAAUAACAGGCCAAAAGGAUUCUACAAGGCGGAGCAGAUCGUGAACCUAUUCGACAGCAUGAGCGCAGCAGGGGCAGAGCAUGUAGCGAUGGAAAGCAGCGGUGCUAAUCUGGAAAAUGAUUCGCAACAGCACCCAGCACCUCCGCAGCAAGUGCUGGGUGCUCUUGGCACGACGACCACGGCGUUUCCAGACGCCGAGCGAGUUCUGUUUUUGGACGACAACAAAGGCAACCUGGAACUUGCGGAGAACACAGUGACGGUUUACCAGCCACGCGCGGGCAUGCACGGUACGGGGUUGAGUUUGGUGGAAAUAAAAUACUUGAUUUCUGCCUUGGAGAACGCGUGAGGGGAUGGCAGUUUGGCAUGCGUGAUAUCGUACUAGCGACCUUGCUUCGUAGUGCCAGUUCAUCUCUCCCGCGCCGGAUAGGUGGAUCGUGCUUUUAUUUGGUUGUUGUACUUCUUUCCCGUAUUCACGAACAUCGGUCUUACACGACUUGCUACUCCGACCACGCGGGAUGGAGGAACAAUAAACACCGAGAAGAUCAUGCAUGGACCAUUGCUUGUUGGAACAUCUUCUGGAUACAAUAGCGCUCAUCUCGGACGCAAUACGAAACACAUGCAAAUUAUAUCCCUGAGCCUGAGGUCGGGGGAAUCGUUGGUUCUUUGCACAUCAACUCAUGAAGCUGGAG
This is a messenger RNA of Amoebophrya sp. A120, 14211 nucleotides long. NCBI's taxonomy places the organism in Eukaryota, Dinophyceae, Syndiniales, Amoebophryaceae. The record is from the annotation of a GenBank genome assembly.